Messenger RNA from Colletotrichum orchidophilum, 738 nucleotides. RefSeq lists its product as uncharacterized. Lineage: Eukaryota; Fungi; Ascomycota; Sordariomycetes; Glomerellales; Glomerellaceae. The transcript has 2 exons. The coding region runs from base 1 to 738 and encodes 245 amino acids. The record is from RefSeq and is a predicted model, not a curated record.
AUGGAGCCAUUCGUCCACAACGCGCAGCAUUCCAUCUUGAUAUGCACGUCUUGUCAGUAUGCGGUGGUGGCCAACGAAGUGACGGCGCAUUUGCGGAAUCACCAUGGGUCGAUCACCGCCGAGGCCAGGGGCAAAGUGGCCAGAUUGGUCGGCGAUAUUCCCAGCAUCGUCCGCAGCCAAACCGAGCUGGAGUCGUUCCAAUACCCAGACGCCACGGUCGAGCCCAUCGCCCACAUCGCACCACCCCAAGUCGAUGGGUUGCGUUGCUAUUUGUGCCGUUAUAUGUGCCGCCGCGCCCGGAACUUGCAGGAGCAUUGCCGGGCAGAGCACGGAUGGGAGAAUAAUUGGCAGAAGGGGGGCAAUGUGCCGCGCCGGGAGCCGGUGGUUCGAGGUCGGGCGGGGUUUGGGGUUGCCGUUGAAAGCAGCGAGUCGGCGCAGCGGGGGACGGACGACCCAGCGUGGUUCGUCGCAUUACACGACGAGCAGGAGGCGAGGUUCGAGGCCGGCGCGCGCCAGGAGGUCAGCACGUUCGACGAAAAGUUAGAGCCGAACGGGUGGUUAUACCGCGUCGGGUGGACGAGGGAUUUGGAAGGGUUGAACAAGACACAGUUACAGGACGCCACGCGACCGAUCGAGGACGGCAAGGAGACGUUGCGGGCCGUUUGGGCCGUGUGGGCUGUGUUCAACAGUACAAGCGCCACGGCAGCACCGCACAAGGUCGGGCAAGACGCAUUGUGA